This is a messenger RNA of Ruditapes philippinarum (Manila clam), 2728 nucleotides long. RefSeq names its product ADP-ribosylation factor-binding protein GGA1-like. Gene Ontology annotation, cellular component: trans-Golgi network. The record is from RefSeq and is a predicted model, not a curated record. Gene Ontology annotation, biological process: intracellular protein transport; vesicle-mediated transport. Lineage: Eukaryota; Metazoa; Mollusca; Bivalvia; Venerida; Veneridae. Gene Ontology annotation, molecular function: ubiquitin binding; small GTPase binding; phosphatidylinositol binding. Bases 111 to 2315 code for a protein of 734 amino acids. The transcript has 18 exons.
AAUUGUAUAUGUAAACAUAGUGAAUAAAAUUUUACUAAAAAUCCGGCAAUUUCAUGUCUUGUGAGGACGACAACGAUAUUUCUCGUUAACGUCUCGUGAUUAUUUUCAAAAUGGCGACCAAGGAAGAGGAUUUGACGUUGGAAGCUUCUUUAAAUGCAGCUACAAACCCUGCCCUGCGUGAGGCAGAUGAAGAAUCCAUGUUAAAGUUUGUUGAUCAAGUGAACAACGAACUAGAAGGUCCACAUUAUGCUAUCAGACUUCUGGCUCAUAAAAUACAGUCUCCUAUAGAAAGAGAAUCCUUAUAUGCUUUACAGACACUGGAAUCCUGCGUAAAAAAUUGUGGGAAACGUUUUCAUCAAGAGGUUGGAAAGUUUAGAUUCUUGAAUGAAAUAAUCAAGGUUAUAUCUCCAAAGUAUUUGGGAAAUAAAACCACAGAGAAGGUGAAAAAGAAAUGUAUAGAGUUAUUGUAUUGCUGGAACAAAGGGUUACCUCAUGAACCAAAGGUGGGUGAGGCUUACCAGAUGUUGAAACAACAGGGUAUUGUAAAAGAAGACCCAGUUUAUAUGGAUAAGGAGACAGGGACUAUACCAAAGCCUGUUCCUGAAGAAGACAGAAGAGCCCCAUUUGAAGAUGAGGAAAAAGCAAAGACACUGGCUAAAUUAUUAAAAAGCAAGAAUCCAGAAGAUUUACAAGCAGCUAAUAGACUUAUCAAGAACAUGGUGAAACAGGACACAGAAAGAAUGGAGAAAGUAUCAAGAAGGAUCAAUGAGCUGGAGACUAUACACGCUAACUCUAAAUUAUUACAUGAGAUGACAAACCACUUUAAUCCUCAAACAUCUACAGAUUCUGAGAAAGAAAUGAUGAAGGAGUUGUAUGAAUCAUUGGAGAAGUUACGACCCAAGUUGUUUCGUCUGGCCAGUGAGACCGAGGAAUCUGACACAGAUGGUCUUAAUACCAUUCUAAAAGCCAAUGAUGAAGUAUCCCUGACUAUGUCCCAGUACAAGAAAAUAGUGGAAGGUAUCACUGAGAAUGGACAGACAGAAAAUUCUAGAGAGGAAUUUUUGAAAGGCAGUAGCUCUUUGGUAGAUUUGAACCUGGAACAGUUCCAACCCUCUCCUAGCACCUUGAACAAUAACCAGCCAGCCAGCACUGCCUCCUCAUUUCUAGAUGAUGAAAUGCUUUCUCUAGGUUUGAAGUCCCCACCUGCGACACCUGGUACCCAAAAUAAUGCAGAAGCUGGGAACAAGGCAGACAAUCUUCUUUCUGACCUUGAUGAAAUUUUUUCUUCAACAGCAGCCUCUAUAUCGCAGCAGACCCCUGCUUUUCCAUCCAAUGUUUUUGCAAUGAAUCAGCAAAUGUCACAAAUGACUAGCAUGGCGUCAGCACCAGUUACUGGAAGUAGUAUGGGAUUUAGUCAACCUGCUGGUCAGAUGGGCUUUAAUCCAGGUCAGCCAGCCAUGGGGUUCAGUCAGCCAUCUGUGCAGCCUCAAGUCAGUGGUAUGGUCAGAUCUUUACCACCCCAAACCUCUCAGAUACCAGCUACUCAAGUUACAGGAUCAGUAUUUGAUAUGAAACCAGCUCAGAAGCUACCCGAGUCGCAAGGGAAAGCAUUGGAGGACCUGGAUGUUCUAGGCAAGACCCUUAUGCAGCAAAAUUUAACACAAAAUACGGCCAACUACUCAUUCAAUCAGACGCCGAAGCCCGGAAAAAUCCCUUUAAACCAAAUGGCUUCUUCUCAGAGUGGUAUACCAGCCCCAAUUCAACCUGUACAACCCAUUCAAUCAUCACCUCAACCAUCUGUUGCUAUGGCUACCCAUCCUCCUCCAGUUUCCAUGGUUACAGGAUCAGGGGACACCACUCUGCUUGGUUCAUCACCCUCUACACCAAAAUCAUCAGAAGUUAGACCACUUACAGAUGUGUUUGUUCCAUUAGAAACUAUACAGCCAGGCACUGCUCCACCAGUGAAUGCUUAUGAUAAAAAUGGACUUAAAGCUUUAAUAAUGGUUGCCAAGGACCGUCCUCGAGAUGAUGUGGUGGUGAUGGUCGUGUCCGUUCUCAGUACAAAUACGUCACCUGUAAAAGCUUUCAUAUUCCAGGCUGCUGUACCAAAGGUAAUGAAGGUAAAGUUACAACCACCAUCAGCCACGGAAUUACCAGCAUUUAACCCUAUACUCCCUCCUUCUGCCAUCACUCAAGUUAUGCUUAUAGCUAAUCCACAAAAGGAAAAGAUCAGAUUAAAAUACAAGAUAUCGUACUCAAUAAGCAAUGAAAUUCACACUGAUGUUGGAGAUAUUGAUACUUUUACAGUACAAUGAUGAACUUCACAUGAUUUACAUAAAAUAAAUAACAGGAUUUACAAUAUUCUAAAGUUACUAUCAAUGUGAUAAUGGAGAUUGUGUAAAAAGAAGAAGAAAAACGAGCUGUGAUAUUGUAUAUGAAGUACAUAGAAAUUUGAAUUUUUCAUGGAAAACCAUAGGGGUGGGGUAUGGUCAUGCAAUGAAAAGGGAUUAUAAAAUAUGCUUGUGCUGAAAAGGAUGUUAUUUGGACAUGGUUUGACAGGAUUUUACACAAAAUUUGUGGAUAUAUAAAAAAGUUUAUUCUUCAAAUUUGAAGGUUGAAAUACAGCAACUCUAUAAUUUUGGAGUUAACUUAAGUGUAGCUCUCCAUUUUGGAGGUAAAAAGUAUUGCAAUUUUCAUUUGGGAGUAAUAUUUAGUCUAACUUCCUUUU